GAUGCAAUAGAAACAGGUUUUGCUGGAUUUCCAAGCUUCCCUAAAUGCUGUGGACUAAAUUUGUUAGGCACACUUUCAGAGUAAGUUUCACCAUGGUUUGUGGUCCCCACUCUGCUGAAAAUGACCAUCAAAAACUUUCAAAUCGAAUAUGACGCCAUCAACAGCAAGAACAUUUUCACAAAUGGAGACACUAUCAAUGGACGGAUCAUCCUGGAAGCCUCUAAAGAAACGAGAAUCCAGUCACUUGCUUUUAUUGCCAAAGGAAAAGCUCGGGUUCAAUUUAGCGAACAUUACGGGCUAUUGGGAAAAGUCAACCCAGAAAUUUCAGAGGACUACUCGUAUAAACAGAAAUAUUACCGAAUGAAGCAGCAUAUCUUGAAAGAAACAAGACAAAAUGAGAGAGAAAUUAUUGGGAAAGGACGACACGUAUUUCCUUUCAGUUUUAGGAUCCCGGAAAGAAGAUUGCCUUCAUCCUUCUCCUCAAUAUUUGGCCAAAUUAUUCACACCUUAAAAGCCACACUUAAACAGUCAAUGGUGCCAGCGAAAAAAGCUAAAACCCACUUCACAUUUGUCUCCAAAGCAGAGAUGAAUUUACCAGGGAUCACGGUUCCUCAACAUAAAAGCAAGGAGAGAAAUAUUGCUUUAAGCUCUGGAAUAGUUUUAUUGGAUGUCUACACAAGGCAGAUGGGAUACAAAGCUGGUGAUGACCUCCGUGUCACAACUAAAAUCACCAAUCUUUCAAAUCGUUCAGUCAACGCCAGAUUUGUACUGGACAAGAAAAAGACGUACAAUGGAGGAGACUAUCUAAAAGUUGAAAAGCACAACAUCCUUCAGGAAAAAGCUGGUGCUGUUAAGUCAUGGGGUGGCACAGAAGUCGUGACAAAGGUGUUUACCAUCCCCAGAGAUCUACCUCCAUCCAUUUUGGUUUGUCCUAUCAUCAAGCUGGAGUAUAGGCUGAAGGUAUAUCUUGACAUCACAUUUGCUUCAAAGAUGGUGCUUAAACUCCCCAUCGUCAUCUUGCCUGAGCUGUCAGAUGAAAAUCUCUUACCUCCUUCCAGUGGCUUCAGAUAUGAAGAGAUUGGAACCUCGUAUGAUCCUGCCUGGAUCACUGGACCACAGCCUAUUGAUCCUCCACCCCCAUAUGAAGCAGCUGCAUUGUACCCCUUGUUCCCUUCUUCAGAUUAUACAACUGCGUUUUAAACGGCUGCUUUACCGGGAGAUGCAGGGAUGUUUGGAUGAUGGAGACGCAGGACUGUCAAACUAGUCUUCUUCACUUUAACACUUAUGCAUUGACAGCCGUCCAUGCCGGUUCCUGCAUAUGUAAGCAAAAGCGCAUUGUUUCGAAAUAUUUACAUUUUCCUAGACACUGUUUUUUUUUAAAUAUGGUCCCAUAUGAAGGCAGCAACAGUGUUACAUUUUUUGUUACAUUUCUUACAUCCACAAAUAUGAAUAACCUUAAAACACCAAGAUUAUGAUGUUCCAGGGUCUAUAUGACCCGUUCUGCUGUGUCGCACCUUGCUCAGUGCUAUCCCUCCAUCCAUCCUCUAACCUGAUAUCUUGAAGUUCUCAGAUCUAGCCACUAAAUGCUACCUUUGACAAAGUGGAGCACCUUCUUAUCAGGACUUAGAUGAUGCUGAGGGAUUAGAAUUUCUGCUAAACAAAGGUUCGUUUCAUUUCGAAAGACAAAGCUUUCCAGACGACACUCAAAUCUAACUGGGUUUAAGAACAAAGGAGUUUCAACCUUUGUAGGUCCAUUUGGAUAAAAUCUAACAGCUGGCUUUCAAUCUGGUUUGCAGUGAACAUAACAUAUUCUUUUUUUAUAUUAUAGUAAUUACACUAGAGGCCAUGCUGACACAAAAUGCCUCUAUUGCUCUUGCAAACAUGCUGGAAUUUUCUAAGUGUAAGGGCAGAGAGCUGUAGCAGAACUUUUAUAAAGCUGACAUUGACAAAAUGAGAUUAAAAAGGUAGGUCCUAGAUCAGGGGUGUGCAAAGUGUGGCCCAGGGGCCAUUGGUGUUCCUUGGAAAAAAAAUGUGUGGCCUCCAACCACAAUUCAAGAAUAUCUUUUUUUAUUAAAGGUAGUGUGCAAUUUUUCCAAGAGUUUCACUAAGUCCCUUUUUGAGUAACUACACAUGCGCAAGACCCUCUUACCUGGUCUUCUGCUCCUCAAGGUGUGAAAAAAAUCUCACGAAUUUGAGGGACAGAGGAGAGUGAAAGCAGGACCAAAACUCUUUUGCAGGCCUGUAAAAAGGUUUUACAGGCCUGCAUCUCUCACAGACAUCGAUUAUUCUAACUUCCUAUUUCUGAAUACAUGAUAUAUUAUCUACUGUAAGGAUGGAAGGAAAAAAACAAAAACAUUUUCUGAACAGGAUUACCAACUAUAGCUUUAAGGCAAACAUCACAGACCCCUUUUUCACAACUAAAAUUAUUUUAAGUGCAGUUUGAAAUAUUGCAGGGUUAUCUUAUGGCUCAGCAGGUUAAAAAGAAACAAAUGCAUUAUUAAAUCAUUGUGAAUUUAUAAUUAAGAAAACAAUGACUCCAGAGUACUUUCAAUAGGCCAAUUUUGUCCCUGUGGUAAAACGUUUGGACACCACUGCUCUAGCUUAGGUUGGAAAAUGAUAUUCUCUAAAAUGUUCAGCAAUCUAAACUCAAAAACGGAGGUAAAGCACUUUAGCUGUAGAUGCUUUAUUUCCACUGUUUAAUUACUAUAAAGGGCCUCAUUUGUCACUCACAGUUUGGAAUAAAAAUCAAAACAUUGUUUUUCUGUUUUCAAUUAGAAUUUUGUUGGUCACUUUAAAACUGUUUAUCAUUUUUUUAAAUUUAUUUAUUAAUUUUACUAUAUUAUAUUUAACCCAAUUUUUACCAAAUUGUUGUAUUGUAUUGCUUUGUAUUGCUCUUGGUUUGAUUACAUUUAUGUUACACCCUUGUAAUUUAAUGAGUUUUGUAAAUAAAAAGACAUUCUUAAAUUGA
Molecule: messenger RNA, 2968 nt
Organism: Fundulus heteroclitus (mummichog)
Lineage: Eukaryota; Metazoa; Chordata; Actinopteri; Cyprinodontiformes; Fundulidae
Product: arrestin domain-containing protein 3-like
Exons: 6
Coding region: 121-1200 (359 amino acids)
Biological process (GO): protein transport
Cellular component (GO): cytoplasm; plasma membrane
Source: RefSeq, a predicted model, not a curated record